Diachasma alloeum is the source of this 334-nucleotide messenger RNA. RefSeq names its product p21-activated protein kinase-interacting protein 1-like. The transcript has 2 exons. Gene Ontology annotation, molecular function: protein binding. The record is from RefSeq and is a predicted model, not a curated record. The annotation marks the transcript as partial. Lineage: Eukaryota; Metazoa; Arthropoda; Insecta; Hymenoptera; Braconidae.
UGAGUCUCCAGUGGCUUGUGUUGUUUCUCAUGCCAAAAACACGUGUUUCGUAUUGCUGUGAAUAGGUUUUUUAUUGUUGAGGGUUUCUGGGUGAUUAUGGCGUUGUUUGAAGUGAUUAUUGGCACUUAUGAACAGUUUUUGCUGGGGUACAAAGUGGAAAAAGUGGAUAAGAAGUGCAAAUUGGAGAGGAGUUUUGCUACACACAGCCAUCUGGCUAGCAUAAGGACUGUGGCGGCUAGGAAACAUUACUUGGCGUCUGGGGGUGCUGAUGACUCGAUUUAUCUGUACGAUAUGAAGCAGAGAACUGAGGCGGGGAAACUCAUGCAUCAUGAUG